AUGUCUACCUUCCUCCAGCAGAUCUACCGCCUCGCGGUUCCCAUCUCGGCGGGAGUCUACAUCUUCAACUCCUCCAUUUACGAUGUUCGUGGUGGUACCCGCGCUGUCAUCUUCGACCGAUUGUCCGGAGUGCAGGAGAAGGUCAUGAACGAGGGCACACACUUCCUCAUUCCUUGGUUGCAGCGAGCUAUUAUCUAUGAUGUUCGCACCAAGCCCCGCAACAUUUCCACCACCACGGGUAGUAAGGACUUGCAGAUGGUCAGCUUGACUCUGCGUGUGCUGCACCGUCCUGAGGUCCCGAAGCUGCCGGCCAUCUACCAGUCCUACGGUAUCGACUACGAUGAGCGUGUGCUCCCAUCCAUCGGAAACGAAGUUCUCAAAGCCAUUGUCGCUCAGUUCGAUGCCGCCGAACUGAUCACCCAGCGUGAAGCUGUCUCCAACCGCAUCCGCACAGACCUCAUGAAGAGAGCUUCUCAGUUCAACAUCGCCCUUGAGGACGUCUCCAUUACCCACAUGACCUUCGGAAAGGAAUUCACCCGUGCCGUCGAGCAGAAGCAGAUCGCCCAGCAGGACGCCGAGCGGGCCCGUUUCAUUGUCGAGAGGGCCGAGCAGGAACGUCAGGCCAAUGUCAUCCGCGCCGAGGGUGAAGCCGAGAGUGCCGAUAUUAUCAGCAAGGCUGUUGCCAAGGCGGGCAGCGGCUUGAUUGAGAUUCGUCGUAUCGAUGCCAGCAAGGAGAUCGCGACGACGCUUGCCAACAACCCCAACGUCACGUAUCUGCCUGGUAACGAUGGCAAGGAAGGCGGAAAGAGCACUAGCCUCUUGCUGGGCUUGAGAAACUAG
This is a messenger RNA of Aspergillus niger, 840 nucleotides long. RefSeq lists its product as uncharacterized. Gene Ontology annotation, cellular component: mitochondrion; membrane. The transcript has 2 exons. Gene Ontology annotation, biological process: mitochondrion organization. Lineage: Eukaryota; Fungi; Ascomycota; Eurotiomycetes; Eurotiales; Aspergillaceae. The coding region runs from base 1 to 840 and encodes 279 amino acids. The record is from RefSeq and is a predicted model, not a curated record.